AUGGAUCCGUUGACGGCGCAGCAAACAGACGAGUACUUGGCACGUCUCGGUGUGCCUAAGAAGGAGCCUUUCACCGCCGACCUGGAUUUGCUUCGAACCCUCAUAGAGGCACACCUGCAACGCGUUACCUUCGAGAAUAUCGACGUUUUGCUGGGUCGACCGAUUGCGCUGGACGUCAACUCGCUGUUCGCCAAGGUGGUGGAGCGCGGGCGUGGUGGCUACUGCUUCGAGCUCAACUCCCUGUUCGCUCGUCUUCUGCAAGCUCUGGGCUACCAGCUGCGUUUGCGCAUGGCCCGAGUUCGCUGGGGUCUUCCUCGAGAAGCACCUAUGACGCUUCAGCAGCACGUGGUGCUCAUUGUGGACCUCCCCGAGGGCGAGCACCUUGUGGACGUGGGAUUCGGUGCGGCCAACCCAUACCUUCCGCUGCCCCUAAACGAAACGCAGGUCAGCGUGAACCACCCGUACUGGCUGCGACAGAUCGGUGCUGAAGCUGACUGCGAACCUGGUACGCUGGAACUUUGUAUUCGAGGCCGUGAUGAGUGGAUAACGCUGUACCGCAUAGAACCGCGCGAUCAGCGCUGGCGGGACUGUGUCCCACUAAACUGGUACACUUGUACGAAUCCUGAUUCUAUAAUGCGACGGGUGCUCAUGAUGGGGCGCACGGAUGGAGAGGCGUGGCUCAGUUUGUUCAAUGGUCGGUACAGGCGCCGCCUGCGCGUCUGUGGCGGCAACGCCGUGCAGAAGAGGCAGAUCAAGGACGUGGACGACUUGCUUUCCCUGAUCCAAACUGAGUUUUGCCUUCAGCUGUGCCCCGAUGAUUUGGAAUCACUGCGUAGUCGCUUGUUAACAUUUAACCUCGAGGAACUUCGCUUUUAA
Rhipicephalus microplus (southern cattle tick) is the source of this 876-nucleotide messenger RNA. RefSeq names its product arylamine N-acetyltransferase. Gene Ontology annotation, molecular function: acetyltransferase activity. NCBI's taxonomy places the organism in Eukaryota, Metazoa, Arthropoda, Arachnida, Ixodida, Ixodidae. The record is from RefSeq and is a predicted model, not a curated record.